AAAAGGGUCAUCUUAUACUCAUUACACUUGUCAGAGAAGACUGUCACUCUCUAAAACACACUCUCUCUCUCUCUCUUCACACUUCUCGCAUUUUAGAAAGAACCAAACGACGAAACCAGAAGAAAUUAUUCAAAAAUUAACUCGUCUGCGUUUGAUCUGACUCUUCAACUGACUUUUUCUAUUCAAUUUCUACAAUUUGAAUAUGCAUUUUGUGGUGUAAAUUGAUUGAAAAUCUCUAUUUGCUGGAAUCGUUGAAGAAGAAAUGCUUCGAUACUGCUUUGUAUUCAUCGAGGUACUAACCUGUUGAAUCUUUGCCUAAGUCCCUAGCUGUGAAACGUAUGUGUUGACUUCAUGAGAACUUAGUCAGAUGGUUCAUUGGACAUGAUAGACAGGAACAUCCACGGAAUGGAGGGCUGCACCAGAAGGAAUUAUGCAGAGAGGUGCAGAGAUUAGUGUCUGUGACUUCUGCAAGGUUCAUUUAUGGCGUCCACUGGCCUUGGCCACGGAGGAGCAGGCAGUUCUAGAAGUGCGAAUGGAUUCAAGAGUUCAUCUAGUUCAGUUGACUGGUUGGGAAGAGAGAUGUUUGAGAUGAGGUUGAGAGACAGGGCGGACCAUGAUGAUGAUGGGGACAGUGAACCAGAUAUAAUUGAUGGUGUGGGUGCAGAAACAGGGCAUGUUAUUAGAACCAGUAUUGGUGGUCGAAAUGGUCAACCUAAGCAGAAUGUAAGUUACAUAGCAGAACAUGUGGUUGGAACUGGUUCUUUUGGUGUGGUUUUCCAAGCGAAAUGUAGAGAGACUGGAGAGAUUGUGGCAAUUAAGAAGGUUCUUCAAGAUAAACGUUACAAGAACAGAGAACUGCAGAUUAUGCAAAUGUUGGAUCAUCCUAAUAUUGUUGCUCUUAAACACUCUUUCUUCUCAACUACAGACAAGGAGGAAGUAUACCUCAACCUUGUCCUUGAAUUUGUUCCAGAAUCUGUCAAUCGUAUUGCGAGACAAUACAGCAGAAUGAACCAGAGGAUGCCAUUGAUAUAUGUCAAACUCUAUACCUAUCAGAUAUGCAGAGCACUGGCUUAUAUUCAUAACUGUAUUGGCAUCUGUCACCGUGAUAUUAAGCCUCAGAAUUUGCUGGUAAAUCCACACACACAUCAGCUGAAGCUUUGUGAUUUUGGAAGUGCAAAAGUUUUGGUGAAAGGUGAACCCAAUGUGUCAUAUAUCUGUUCGAGAUAUUAUCGUGCCCCUGAACUCAUAUUUGGUGCCACCGAAUACACAACAGCUAUUGAUAUUUGGUCUACAGGUUGUGUGAUGGCUGAGUUACUUCUUGGACAGCCAUUGUUUCCUGGAGAGAGUGGGGUUGAUCAAUUAGUAGAGAUUAUAAAGGUUUUGGGGACACCUACUAGAGAGGAGAUAAAAUGUAUGAAUCCAAACUACACUGAGUUUAAAUUUCCACAGAUAAAGCCACACCCAUGGCAUAAGGUUUUUCAGAAGCGAUUGCCUCCAGAAGCAGUUGACCUGAUUUGUCGAUUUUUCCAGUAUUCACCUUAUUUGAGAUGCACUGCUUUAGAGGCCUGUAUUCAUCCAUUCUUUGAUGAAUUGAGGGAUCCUAAUACUCGUCUUCCCAAUGGUCGUCCUCUUCCACCACUUUACAAUUUCAAGCCCCAAGAGCUCACUGGAAUUCCUACUGUAACUCUCCAGCGCCUUGUUCCAGAACAUGCUCGAAGGCAGAAUUUAUUCAUGGCUUUGCGACCCUAGUGACUAUUUUGUGUUCUGCCACUGUCCCUAAGUACAAUAUGAUACAAGUGUUUGCACCUCAUCUGUGAGUGCUUGCUAAAUGUGGCUGUAGAUCAAGUUCACAACGAUGUUAGACUUGCCGUUCCACAUACGUGAGAGAGCAUCUUGUAAUUUUUUCCAAUAGCUGGUAUGAAUACCGUGCAUAUAUGUCAAAGCACAUUUUGUAUACUUGCGAAAACACAGUGAGAUUUAGGUUUGGAUGACGAAAAGCUGAGGGUUUAUAUAUAUAAUCAUUUCAGUUUUUCUUUAAUUCAUGGGCAUUAAUAGCUGAUUUUCAGAUAAAAAAGAAUAAUACUAGCUAUGUGUCUUUGGUA
Messenger RNA from Solanum lycopersicum (tomato), 2102 nucleotides. RefSeq names its product shaggy-related protein kinase kappa. Gene Ontology annotation, cellular component: cytoplasm. Gene Ontology annotation, biological process: signal transduction; protein phosphorylation. The record is from RefSeq and is a predicted model, not a curated record. Gene Ontology annotation, molecular function: protein serine/threonine kinase activity; ATP binding. NCBI's taxonomy places the organism in Eukaryota, Viridiplantae, Streptophyta, Magnoliopsida, Solanales, Solanaceae.